AUGUGGGCAUAUAGUACCUGUGGGAUCGAAAGGCACUGACGAACUCGAUCAAGAAGGAGUAGUCCUAUCAUAUAAUUGCUGAUUCAGUGAUUCGAUUCCGUCGAGACUCGAGAGGGAGGCGAAGCAUGGGGCGUCGUCGUCUUCUGUUGAGCGAUCUACUGCUGCUGCUGCUCAUCGCCAUCGCGGUGGCAGGGGCAGCGGCGGCGAUCGCGAUCCCAAGAGCGGCGCCGGCGUUCGGAGUUGAAACUGGGUGGCCGCCGGAGCACUGCUUGCGCUGCUUCGCUCCACCGGAUGCCCCCUUCGUCCUGGGCGCCGCCGCGGCCAUCCAUCUCGGCAACACCAACUCCUGCAUCGCCGGCUACGACGACGACGACGCUCCCCUGGGGGCCAAGCGUAGCUACUACCAGUUCUGCAUCCCCUCCUGGGUAGCCCUCGCACACGACAAUGGCACCGUCAUCUCCGGCGAGGCCGCUAUGAACCGCGCCGCCCUCAGCCCCUCCACAGCUGUCUCCGCCUUCAUGCGCCUCCUACACAGAAGGGUGGAGGACGAUGUGGUGAAGAGAGAGAUAGAGCUUGUGCCGUACAAGUUUACCAAGAUGCUGGGAUGGGUCUCCGUCCAACUAGACACAGAUGCUGAAUUCUCUGUCGACCAUCUCGCCGGCAUCCUCAUCUCCCACCUCAAGCACACGGCGGAGGCGCACCUGGGCCGCCACAUCAACAAUGCUGUCAUCACCCUACCCAGUCGACUCAGCUACUCCGCCGAUGGCAGGCAGGUCCUCAGCUCGGCGGCGAAGGAGUACAGCGGCUUCAGGGCCGUCAAGGUCGUCGACGAGCACAUCGCGGCGGCCGCGGCGUAUGGGCACCACACCAAGCAGGGUGACCGCAAGGCCAUCCUUGUCUUCCAUCUCGGCGGCCGCACCUCCCACGCAACCAUCUUCAAGUUCGUCGACGGCACGGCUCGCCUCAUCGCGACGCGAGCUCAUCAUUUCCUCGGAGGUGACGAUUUCACGGCGAGGAUCGUGGACCACAUGGUGGAGCACAUCAAGGAGCAGCAUGGCAGGGACGUACGGCAGGAGGAGAAGGCAAUGGUGAGGCUAAGGGUGGCGUGCGAGCACGCCAAGAAGGCACUGAGCGAGCAACAAGAGACCCUGGUGCAGAUGGACUCGCUUCUGGACGACGGCGCGGUCUUCUCCGCGACGCUGACGCGGGCCAAGUUCGAGGAGCUCAACCACGACCUGUUGGACAGAGCCAUGGCGCUGGUGAAGGAGGUGGUGGUGACGACGGGAGGAGUGGAGGUGGUGGACGAGGUUCUUGUCGUCGGCGGCAGCGCGAGGAUUCCCAAGGUUCGUCAGCUCGUCAAGGACUACUUCAAUGGCAACGGCAAUGGCACGCACCCAAACAGUCGCGGUUGCAAGGGGCCGGUGGAUGUGGAACCAGAGGAUGCCGUGCUUCAUGGCGCCGCGCUUCUUUCCCGUCCUCUACCUGUUGCAGAGGGAACAGCAGCAGCUCGGUCCAUCGGUUCCGUCGGAGGCAUCUGAUCUCUCUCGUGUAGCUUAUGCUUUGGCUACGACGAUGAACCAAGGUGGGUGCGCUUCAGGUUGGAGCUUACAGUGAGUGUGGGUCAUUCUUGCCUUCUGGAGUCGUUUUACUAGUUGUAACAUGUAGCACUAACCACUAAAUAAUUGUUCAUUUCCCUGUGAAAUUCUGAAUGAGACACCUCCUUUUGUCAAGUCAA
Molecule: messenger RNA, 1735 nt
Organism: Oryza sativa Japonica Group (Japanese rice)
Lineage: Eukaryota; Viridiplantae; Streptophyta; Magnoliopsida; Poales; Poaceae
Product: luminal-binding protein 4
Biological process (GO): endoplasmic reticulum unfolded protein response
Cellular component (GO): cytoplasm; membrane; nucleus
Molecular function (GO): ATP-dependent protein folding chaperone; ATP binding
Source: RefSeq, a predicted model, not a curated record